CUCAGAUUUUGUACUCGGGACCCGGCCGGUCUGUUUGCGGAAACGAAAAAUCAAAGGUUAUGCCAAUAGAUAUGCACAAGGCAUGCUGUUGAAAUAUUUUUGGCCGUUUUGUGUUUUUGUUAGACGAGGAUGAUAGUUCUAAAGGAGGCUAUUUGCUACAGACUUUCCUCACUGCGUUGCUGGAGUUUACCCUUGGGAUGGAAUCAACCUUUGUAAUUGGUCGUCUCUUAUGGGAGGGUACAAUGUAGAUUGUAUUGGUAGUGGACAGGUCUCAAAUAUUUGAACAAUCUACGAACAAACAUAACAUGUACACACACCGCGAAAACAUCAAUACUGCUCACUGUAAAAUUUCAAAUUAUGUGACGCAAAAAAGAAGUGAUAUAACCGUGACAGGUCAUUUGUUUGUUUGUAUUUUUUGCCGUCGAUGUAAGAACAGCGUCACAAUUUACAAUUGUUGGGGACCAAAUGUCAUAGGUCAAAGUUGACGACAGGAACACUUUCGACGUAUAGCUGGAACCGUUCAAUGGAAUUUGGACCGUCCCUCCCCUACACCUGACUGUGUACAGUUAAAGUUAACAUGGCAAAUAAACUCUUGGUCCCGCUCGUUGCAGUGGCCGCCGUUUUCGCCCAUUUUGUUUUCCGCCCCAGACUUCAAUUCGGGGACCAGAGGAGGGCGGUAUACAAUCACGUGCCGGGCACGUGCCGCGCGGUGGAGGGGGUCGUGCAUGGGUCGGAGGACAUCGUCCGGACCCGGGACGGGCUCGCUUUCAUAUCCACGGGGGUACGGCCCGCCCCCGUCCUCACACCUGACCCCUGGUACCUCCAAGGGGUGGGGAAGAUCCUUCUGUUCGACUUAAAGAACCCUGGAGACGCUGUGAGAGAAUUGAAGAUUGAGCCAGAAGGAAAGUCUGAGGGGCUAGAGCCACACGGGCUGAGUCUGUACGAGAAUCAGGAGAGCGGAGAGAUCAGACUGUUUGUCGUCAACCAUCACAAGGACGGUGACCGGAUAGAGAUAUUCCGGUACAUCCGGCAGAGCGCCAUCUUGCGGCUGAUCAGGUCCGUGCAGCACCCACUGUUGUACAACGUCAAUGACGUUGUUGCCAUGGGAACAGACUCGUUCUACGCUACAAACGAUAUGUACAGCGUCAGGCCCUGGCUCAAACGACUGGAGAGGUUCCUAUCGCCGUGCUGGUCGAACGUGGUCUACUACAACGGCUCCGAUGCCUUCGCCGCCGCAGAUGGAUUCGCCUUUGCAAAUGGUAUCAACGCGCCCCCUAGCGGAAACCUUGUGUACGUCUGCGACACAGGGAGGCAGGCCGUCCAGGUGUUCCAGCGUCUUGUGGAUAACAGGCUUCAGAUGGAGCGUGAGAUCCACCUGGCCACGAGCGUAGACAACGUCGACGUCUGUCCGGACACAGGUGCUCCAGUUUAAAACCCCGCCAUGUGUCGUCUGGUGGCUGUAUAUUCUAACUUUUAAUUCCAUUUGCAGAUUCAAACAAACCUCUCUAUGAAAUUGCCGCACUGCUUUACUGCGACGAAGAUUACUCUUUACGACAAAGUUAACAUAAAAUGUAACCCAGACUCAUCGAGUUUUCGCUGUUAAGCCUUCCCCAGGAUAAGGUAGCAGAACAUGGUAUUUAUGCGCGACACCCGGGUCUAUGACGCGGGUACAUAAAUGGUUAACUUGUUGAAGGAGAGGUAGAAAGCCUUAUUUGAGAGGCAGUGAAGUAUAACAUGUUUAGCGUGGUCAAGGAAGGUGUCGGCUUUGAGACUGUAUGAUUCGGAUUUUCAAAGUUUUCUAUUUCAUGUAUAAAUUUUCCCUAUUACGCAACUCCCUUUCUGGUGUACAUGUGAGCCGGCAGUUAUGGACCUCAGCUGAGCGGCGUUUCAAAGUGGGUGUGAGAUCGUGUUACGCAGUAAGGAUUUUUGUGGCUUGUACCCUAAACUCAAACAAUCCGUUUUCGGUAUUCCUAAAGUGCACCCUGCUAAUUUUUUUCCGCUUCGAAGUCAGUUACCUUGUGGCCCUUAAACCAACUAUAGACAUCCCCAUAGGCCGAAAACUGUGUUCUCCUAUCAUACGUUAAGUCAUUCCCCAGGACAAGUGACGUUGAUGACACGUGAAUCCAGUUGUAGGUCAAUGUAGGUGCUGCAUGACUGGGCACUACCGGGUCAGGUCCAGAUUCCCGGGCACCUGUGACCCAUCACUGGAGUGACCUGACAAGAGUGAUGGUAUAAUUCCAGAUAAUUAUGUUUAUAAUUAUUCGUGGUAUCGUUGUGCAUUGACCUCAUGUGACCUG
Branchiostoma floridae (Florida lancelet) is the source of this 2297-nucleotide messenger RNA. Its product is annotated as serum paraoxonase/arylesterase 2-like. Lineage: Eukaryota; Metazoa; Chordata; Leptocardii; Amphioxiformes; Branchiostomatidae. The transcript is spliced from 3 exons. Gene Ontology annotation, molecular function: arylesterase activity. The coding region runs from base 578 to 1432 and encodes 284 amino acids. The record is from RefSeq and is a predicted model, not a curated record.